This is a messenger RNA of Suillus discolor, 393 nucleotides long. RefSeq lists its product as uncharacterized. The transcript has 5 exons. The record is from RefSeq and is a predicted model, not a curated record. The coding region runs from base 1 to 393 and encodes 130 amino acids. NCBI's taxonomy places the organism in Eukaryota, Fungi, Basidiomycota, Agaricomycetes, Boletales, Suillaceae.
AUGUCCUUGUCCUUGUCUUGCAUGACACCAUUAACUCCACGCCCCUCACUGUUGCUGCCAUCACUGGCAACAGCGAGCAUGCCUUGCUCCUUCUCCCUACCACGUAUGAUGCCUGCCUCCAAAAACUCUCGUUCUGUGCAUCUUGUCGUCGGUUCAACAAGAUCUACUGCAAAGCUCAAGCAAGAACGGUACAAUGACAAUAUCGCAGGACUAAGUACCGAAUCUCAAACACUGCUUGCAGACAUGCAGCAUGAAGCUGUAGACAGCACAAACACAGGCAUCAUUGAUACUAUGGAUGCUAUGAACAGUGUGAGAUUCAGGCACUCAAGCUCCAGCGCUAAGGGUCUCGCGCUCCUCCUAUCUCACAUUCUUGAUGCAAGGAUUGCAGGUUAA